Dissoconium aciculare CBS 342.82 is the source of this 3748-nucleotide messenger RNA. RefSeq lists its product as uncharacterized. The transcript has 29 exons. Gene Ontology annotation, cellular component: chromosome. Gene Ontology annotation, molecular function: ATP binding; protein binding; ATP hydrolysis activity. Gene Ontology annotation, biological process: mitotic chromosome condensation. Lineage: Eukaryota; Fungi; Ascomycota; Dothideomycetes; Mycosphaerellales; Dissoconiaceae. The record is from RefSeq and is a predicted model, not a curated record. Bases 1 to 3555 code for a protein of 1184 amino acids.
AUGCCUUCAGAACUACCCAUUCGCGCUUCCCGUCGUGUCGCGACUCGAAGGGCUGCGGCAUCUAGCGAAGCCGAGGAGCCUGAACACAGUGCAGGUCAACGCCAGGGUCAAAAUGAAGAUGAAGACGCCAGUAUCCCAGCAGCCAAAAUUUCUCCACGACGAAGAGCAGCCACUUCGGAAUCUUCAACCAAAACUAGGCUUCCGUCGAGGAGGACCAAAGUAGCGACGGAGCCAGAACCCGCUUCGGAGUCUUCAGAGGUCCUUAGCCCAUCAAGUAGCAUAGCUGAGGAGCCACAAUCACCAACGCGAUCAGCUCCGAAACGGCGCACUGUGAAAGAUGCACGCGCUGCGCGAACGAGUCGAGCGGCACGACCAUCGAUCGCGCCCCAAGACGUUCCGCCCACCCCAGAACGAACCGCGACUCCAGAAACGCCUUCGCAACAGGAUCGGAUGUCAGGAGAUAUCACAGAGACAAUAUUGAACGAAGCGACUCCUCGCCCCAAAUCGCAACGGAUUGAAAGGACUUCCGAGGAGCUGGAAGAUGUUACGGAAGUCACCCAGAUGACCAAUGCGCCUCGAUCAGAGACGGUGGUCAAACGAGUCGAUCCGAGUGUAACGAAGCUUGAAAGGCCGAUGGACAUCGUUGUACGGAAGCGAGCUACCAAUGAGCCGAAGGAGCGGAUGACAAUUACAUAUUUGAUCCUGACGAAUUUCAAAUCGUACGCUGGCCGGCAAGAAGUAGGCCCGUUCCAUGCCUCAUUCUCGUCGGUCAGCAAUGUGAUCGAUUCAUUGCUUUUCGUUUUCGGUUUCAGGGCGAGCAAGAUGCGUCAGGAUCUGGAAUUUUGCGAGGUCGAGGUACACUUUCAGACAGUUAUGGACCAACCUGGAGGCGGAUCUACAGUCACUCCAGACUCACAGCUGAACAACAGCAGCAAAUACUACAUCAACGGGAAGACAUCCGAUUUCACGACCGUUACAACACUCUUGAAAGAUCGCGGAGGUGAGCCCAAGGCCGCGACGGAAAAUGAUGACGGACUUCUCGAAUAUCUCGAGGACAUCAUCGGCACAUCAAAAUACAAGACCCCAAUCGAAGAAGCCGCAACAGAAACAGAGGCUCUUAACGAGGUGUGCCAAGAGAAGAGUGGCCGAGUGCAGCAUAGCAAGAAAGAGAAGGCACUCGCGUACAUUCGCGACGAGAACGACUUGGUUAUCAAGCAAUCCGCUCUUUAUCAGGUCUACCUUGCGGAAUGUAGCGAUAAUAUCCUUGUGGCAGAAGAGGCUCUCGAAGAGGAGCUGUUGCGACAUGGCGCUAUCGGGAAAGCGAAGAUGGAGAAGCAGACGAAGGACCUUAUCGACCAAGCUAACAACCUUGACAAGGUGACGAAAGCGCAAAAGGCCCUUGACAGCGCUGAAUUCAACAUCGGUCAAUCUGAAACAGGUGCUCAGCGUGCUCGAGAAGACGCCGUGCGGCUCUCUGGUGAGAUGGCUGCAGCAGAAGACGAGCUGAGCAAGAUCCGUGAUUCCCUCAAAGGCAAGACCCAGCAAAAGCAGCUUGAACCGUGGAGCGCGAAGAUCAAUGGAAAGCACGAACUGGAUAUCAUGCUCGAGAGGGAAAACGCUGGCGCCAAGGCUGUUGCGGAGCGAGCUGCAAAGCACGCGGAGCUGAAGACUUGCGAGCAGGAAUGCGCGUCCGCAGAGAAGGAGGCCGAAGCUGCGAAGAACCAGCUUGAAAAAGUCUCGGCCAAGGAGCCUAUAGAAGCCCGGGCCAGCCUAUCUGCCACUCAAAGCCAAGGCAGGGUGCUUGCAGAUCUUACGCGACUUAGAGACUCAGGUCGAGUGGAAGGAUUUCACGGACGGUUGGGCAACCUGGGCGCAAUCGACUCAAAGUAUGACGUUGCGAUCUCGACUGCGUGCCCCGCGCUGGACAACAUGGUUGUUGACUCUAACAAUCUCCCCCGACGCGAUUUGUCGCAGAUUGAAACACCUGAGAAUUGCCCACGGCUCGUGCUCCAGAACACUCUAGUGGCGAAGGAUUCAGAGCAAGCUGAUCGGGUGGCUUAUGGCGCAAAGAGAUGGCGCGUUUCUGGUACAAUGAGUGGUGGUGGUACGAGAGUCGCUCGUGGAGACAUGUCUAAGGAACAAGUCAGCGAGUACUCCGAAGUCCAACAGCAUCAGCAGGACACCCAACGCGUGAUCGAGGAAAUCACCGCUCGGAUACCAGAACUCAGGACGAACGCUUCGAAGCUGACUCUGGAAUUGAGUAGCAUCGAUCGGAAUAUCCAAGAUGGCAGGCAACGCCGAUCAUCAAAAUCAGACAAGAGCAAAUCGUCUGCACUCGAGAAGACAAUUGUAGCGCUUGAGAAAGACACCGAGGGUAUCGAGGCUGCUAUCAAGGAGCUGCAGGACAAGAUCAUGGAGAUUGGUGGAGUAAGGCUUCGUGGACAGAAAGCCAAGAUCAAGUCGCUCGCCGACAAGGCUAAGAAGAAGCACGAAAAGGCGCAAGCAGAUGCUACUGCUGAGCUGGCAAAAAUCGCAGACGACCUCGCAAAAGUUGAGGAAGAAGUUCAGGCGCAAAAGGAUAGCUCUGGUAAUUCCGCCCUGCGCCGACAGGCCGACGAGGCCAAGGAGGCCCUGGAAUACAAGAAGGAAGAGCUCAAUGAAAUGAAAGCCGACUUUGAUCAACGUACUGCAGACCUCAAUGCCACUCGUGGAUCGGAGGUCGAGAUGAGAAAUCAGCUCGAGGAGAAUCAGAAGCAUCUGGUUACCAACCAGAAACAACACAAGCACUGGCACGAGAAGAUGUCGAAAUUGACUCUACAAAAUUUCACAGAAGACGGCGAGGAGCAGGAACCAGAGCCUGUUGCCGAAAUGAGUAGAGAUGAGCUCGAAGACCUCGACAAAGACGAGCUCAAAGCAAGCAUUGCCACGUUAGAAGAGCGCACAUCACAACACGUGGAACUCAGCGUUCUUGCCGAAUAUCGCCGCAGGGUGUCAGAACAUACUAGUCGUCUGGAAGAUCUCAACGCAGCUUUGGCGGCAAGAGACUCUGCCAAAAAGCGUACUGAUGAUCUCCGGCGCCUGCGGCUUGAAGGCUUUAUGGAAGGAUUCUCGACUAUAUCGCUUCGAUUGAAGGAGAUGUAUCAAAUGAUCACCAUGGGCGGCAAUGCCGAGCUCGAGCUCGUCGACUCUCUUGACCCAUUCUCCGAAGGCAUUCUCUUUAGUGUGAUGCCCCCCAAGAAGAGUUGGAAGAACAUCUCGAACUUAUCCGGUGGCGAAAAGACGCUGUCCUCGUUGGCACUAGUCUUUGCGUUGCACCACUACAAACCUACGCCGCUUUAUGUCAUGGACGAGAUUGAUGCUGCCCUGGACUUCCGAAAUGUCAGCAUCGUUGCGGCAUACAUCAAGGAGCGCACCAAGAACGCGCAAUUCAUUGUCAUCUCGCUGCGAAACAACAUGUUCGAGUUGGCGGCGAGAUUGGUCGGAGUGUACAAAGUCAACCACAUGACCAAGAGCGUGACAGUGGAGAAUCGUGAAUAUAUCACACAGCGAGCGUGAUCGAUGAUGGAUAUGCUAUCAUAUGACAAGUGCCACGAUUGAAGGAAAGCAUGACUAUUGAGACGAAAACCUUUAGUACGGGAACAUGUUGGCGUUCAUGUUCAUGUUCAUCUCACAUAUGGAAUACUACUUGGAUAGCAGUGCCCAUAGUGCUUCGAUACCAUCCGGCAAUUUCACGAGUCUGAGUCUGUAG